AUGUGUUUCUUGUGUAGCCAGGCAUUUGGCGUUGAUUGGAAAGGAUCGCUUGGAUUUUCAUGUCGAGGAGUUCGCUUUCAAAUAGUACUUGGCGUAAGCCAUUUAGGCUUAGCAUGUUCAGCAGGCAGGCUCUCUCAGCCAUCAGACAUUAUGCUUUUCUUUAUCCUUCCUCUAGUGUGGCUGGGUGCCGCGAAAGAAUGUCAGUCGGAUGAGCAAUCGGCCGCAGUCUUUGAAGCUUUGAGCUCCAUCUAUCAAGAAACUUUGGACGUUGCAGAGGAAGAUCGAUCGUUGGUCGACCACGGCAUUGAGAAGUUGUACUUCGAGCACGAGAGCAAAUGUUCGCAGCUAGCAACGUUGCUGAGAAAGCACAGGAGGCACUUUGGCCUAGUUCUCCACCUGUUCCACGAGUCCUUUCUAGUUGAUGGCUUCAAGAAGGAAUUUGAGGCAUUGAAUGUGGCUGUGGAGACUAUCCGAGUGGGACGCUUUACGCGGGCCAAGGACAAGCAGAGCAAGGGACUUUGCGUGCUUAGUGCAGCAUGUCUAGGCGCUGCGGCAGAAAGGUCCAUAGUUUCACCUCUCUCGAUGCAAAAUGGCCUGCAUGGCGCGAGCCUUUGGGCAUUGAGUGGUGUGUUUGCAAUCCUGUAA
This is a messenger RNA of Effrenium voratum, 645 nucleotides long. Lineage: Eukaryota; Dinophyceae; Suessiales; Symbiodiniaceae. The record is from the annotation of a GenBank genome assembly.